AUUCAGCAAGAAGAUAAAGAAGCGUUCGAAAGCGAGGCCAAUGCCCGGGUCCAAGAUAUCAGCGACAAGUGGGGGGCGCAGCGAUGGUUGAAACGAUGCAGAUGGCCUCGGCAUUUGGCCAAUAUCGACAAGAUGUGGUUGCGGAAGGAAGUAUUGCAGCCGAUUGGCGAGAACGAGCCGGUAUUGCAGACGAUGUGGGAGAUUUUCAACUGCAUAUUGGACAAUAUAUAUGUAAUCACCAGGCGUUGCAGUCCCGGCACAGCCGAGUUGUUCGAGAUGGAGCGGAAAGAGAUUCACAUCACGCCCAACAAGCCUACGGACGAAAGUGACGACGAAGAUGCCCGUAGCAGCACAAGCGAAGAGAGCCGCAAGCCCGGAAGCCGGCGCGGGAGGAAACGGCCGCCGCACCGCACGACAAUACAACAAGACAGGUCGUGGGCCCAGUUUUGCCAAGGAGUUGAGCAGGUUGUGGCCGGGACCGACACCAUUGGCCGAUAUACAGAGUGUCGGUUGGAACGGAGUUGUUUAGACGCCGUCAUCCAAUUAUUCAACCAUCCAUUAAAGAGCGGGCAGCAUUACGAGAGUAUCGUCAUUAGUGCGUUAGCCGUCAUGGGGGUUGAACCCGGACGGCGGAUGGAUACCGGUUGUGAAUUACACCCAAGUAUAUUCAGCCGUCAUCAAGGUAGCCCGGUAUUUAGUGUUAUACCAGUCCACAUUGGAGCGGCAGGAUCAGAUCGCCCAGUUGCAGCAGGUUGUAGGUAA
Molecule: messenger RNA, 762 nt
Organism: Ilyonectria robusta
Lineage: Eukaryota; Fungi; Ascomycota; Sordariomycetes; Hypocreales; Nectriaceae
Exons: 2
Source: RefSeq, a predicted model, not a curated record